CUCUUCGAUGUAUUCUCACGCGAAACGAUUAAUACUUAUCCGCUCGUUAUUUUGUUGCAAAAAUGACUAACGCUUUACCAUCGUUCGCCGUUCGCAACAAAGAUACAUUAACGACGUUCGAACGGCAAAUAAUAAAUUAUUUAUAGCUGAUUCUCGAUUGCAAAAAAACAAUGAAAAAAGGAAGUUGAUCAACGCCGUGAUUCCCAUUAAUUAUUCAUUUUCGCUUUCAUUGAUUAUUCACUUUGUAAAAACCGAAUCGCCUUCGAUGAAAGGAAAAAUACUUGUGAAAAAUUGUAAUCAGUACGUACGUAACAAGAGUCGGUCGAGCAAGCGUAUAUCGGUUUCAGUUCUUUACGAUUUUGUUCACUUUGCUAAUAUCUCUUUUUUCCUCUUAUUUCUUUCGUGUGACAGACAGUUUUUGCACGACUAGUUCGUUGACAAUCAAAUUUCUUUCGAACGGAACAUACAAACAUUUAUUUAUCCGACGUAUACGUUCGAUUUGCUCGCAAUCGUAAUUCGUUUUUACGAAAGAUGAAAGAGAUAAGCAUCUUUGUACUGCUAAGUCGUAACGCGCUCGACAGUUUCAGUUCAAUUUCGCUCAGAAGAUCGUCGUCCCGAUCGCAACGUUCUUUCAUAAGCACGCGAUAAUCGAGAAAAGAAGAAGAUAAAGAGGGAGAUAGAAAACGGUCGUUUAUUCGUAAAUCUGAAAGUCGAGGGAUAAAAGGCGAAGGGAAGUGCGAAUAGAAUGAAAACGGGUGGAUAGAAGAAAUGCGAGAGCCCGGCAGAGAGACGGUGGUGACAACAAGACUUUGCGACUAUAGCCGGUUGAAUCUCGUUAAUUUAAUUUUAAUACGAAUCAAGCGUUUACGCGCGGUCAUUCGGCUAAGCGCGAAAACUCGGUAAAAUCCAUCGUUUUUGGGAGAAGACGAAGAUCGGAGGUACGAUGCUCGACGAGACAAAAGUAACGCAAUAGCAAGAACGAUGGAAAACUCUGUAGGAUUACCAAUCGACUAUAUCACGUACGCGUUACCAGCCUGUGACGGCCUGAUCGACAACUUCACCGAUCACUCUCGUGGCGUCAACCACACCCCUCACGCUCGGCCAUGGCGCAACAUAAGCGAAUUCGCCCAACUAAUUUCCACCGGCGUCCUGAACAACGUGACUUGCCUGAAUCACGCUCCACAGCUGACUAGAGUGGUGGUGAUGAAAGUGAUCGUGCUCUCCGUGAUCGCUAUCCUCAGCUUCGUGGCGAACGUCGCGACUAUCUACUCUAUCGCGAUAAAUCGACGAAAGCAACACGCUUGGUCGGCAAUUUACACGUUGAUCCUGCAUUUAACAGUGGCCGAUCUGUUGGUCACGGUGUUCUGCAUGGUAGGGGACGCGGUGUGGAGCUACACCGUGGCUUGGAUCUUCGGCAACGUCGCCUGCAAGUUGUUCAAAUUCGCACAAGUGUUCAGCUUGUAUCUAAGCACCUUUAUACUGGUGCUGAUCGGAGUGGACAGGUUCUUUGCUAUACGAUACCCGAUGAAAGGCAUGAAUACCGCUGACAGGUGUCUCAAGUUUGUCGUUCUGGCGUGGAUACUGUCCUUUAUAUUCGCAUCGCCUCAGAUUAUCAUAUUCCAUGUAGUUCAAGGACCGUUCAUCGAAGAUUUCAAACAAUGCGUGACCUACGGAGUUUACACGGAACCUUGGCAGGAACAACUUUACGGAUCCUUCGUUUUGUUUUUCAUGUUCCUUGUUCCUCUCGCUAUACUCGUCGCUACCUACGUUUCCACCGUAAUCACAAUCUCUCGAAGCGAAAGGAUAUUUAAAUUGAAGCUAACCAAUAACGAUAUACGUCACGUAAAUGGGAAUAUAAACCGAAGAAAAUUAAUGCAUCGAGCAAAAGCCAAAUCAUUGAGAAUCAGCAUCGUUAUUAUAGCUGCUUUCAUCAUCUGGUGGACACCGUAUUAUACGAUGAUGAUCAUUUUUAUGUUCCUGCAUCCUGACAAACACCUCAGUAAAGAAUUACAAAGCGUGAUCUUCUUUUUCGGCAUGACCAACAGUUUGGUAAAUCCUUUGAUAUAUGGCGCGUUUCAUCUGUGGCCGCGAAGGAAACGUUCCAUUCACAGAGAAUUGUCUACCACGCAACGCAGACUUACGCCAACCAGCUAUGAAGGUAACGGCAAACGAGAACCGCGAGAAACACGAACACCAUUUAUACCGAAAAAUAAUUUAUAUACUAAUAUCUGAUCAGAGUUAACGAAAAGAUUAAUUACAACAAAUUCAGUCGUAUUCUUUUGUUAGAGAAUUCAACAUUUUUAUAUUCUUUGCGUCCGUACGUCGAUGAUCAACGGUAAUCACUAAAAUUUAUACUUAAAGUUUAUCGUCGUAUCUAGUCCUUAGUCUUAAGUAUAUAUUAAUUAAGAUUACGCUGCAUCUAUCGCCAUUGUAUACGAAACGUCGAGUAUCUAAAUGUGAAUUAAGUGUUUGAAAAUAGCAAUAGUAAAAUAACGGUAUAAGAACUAAGUAUAAGCAGUAAUAUAAUAUAAUUGAUGUACAUAAACAAUAUUUACAUAUAUGAUAGUAUUAUAAAUAAAAAAGAUCCACGUUAUAAAUUC
This is a messenger RNA of Bombus pascuorum, 2600 nucleotides long. It is a transcript of the gene Crzr, whose product is annotated as gonadotropin-releasing hormone receptor. The transcript has 6 exons. The record is from RefSeq and is a predicted model, not a curated record. Gene Ontology annotation, cellular component: membrane. Gene Ontology annotation, molecular function: corazonin receptor activity. Lineage: Eukaryota; Metazoa; Arthropoda; Insecta; Hymenoptera; Apidae. Bases 982 to 2232 code for a protein of 416 amino acids. Gene Ontology annotation, biological process: neuropeptide signaling pathway.